This is a messenger RNA of Daphnia pulex (common water flea), 502 nucleotides long. It is a transcript of the gene Blos1, whose product is annotated as biogenesis of lysosome-related organelles complex 1 subunit 1-like. The transcript has 3 exons. Bases 86 to 457 code for a protein of 123 amino acids. NCBI's taxonomy places the organism in Eukaryota, Metazoa, Arthropoda, Branchiopoda, Diplostraca, Daphniidae. Gene Ontology annotation, cellular component: BLOC-1 complex. Gene Ontology annotation, biological process: endosomal transport. The record is from RefSeq and is a predicted model, not a curated record.
UCGCUAGGUGGCUCUACCCAUUACAUAGCAUAAAGAAAAAAAAAAUAGAAGAUACAAACAAACAUCUGACCUUUUUGUUAGAAAAAUGCUUUCCAGUUUGUUGAAAGAACAUCAGGCAAAACAAGCUGUAAAAAAGGAAACCAGAGAGGAAUUGAGGAAGGAAGCCCUCACAGCUGCUGGUAAUCUGACAGAUGCGUUAGUCGAUCAUCUGAACGUUGGGGUCGCACAAGCCUAUCUCAAUGAAAAGAAACUGGACCAUGAAGCACGUCAGCUGCAACAGAAUGCUGCCAAUUUUUCUAGACAAGCUCAACAAUGGCUUCAGCUUGUUGAAAACUUUAGUUCUGCUUUAAAAGAAGUUGGAGAUGUGGACAACUGGGCCAGGAGCAUUGAAAAAGAUCUUAAAAUUGCAGAGACGGCCCUAGAGUAUGCAUACAAAGUUGGUCCCAGCAAUCCUUGAAUUCAGAUUUUGUGUAUUACUUGUUAAUAAAAUGUUCAUCAACAA